Molecule: messenger RNA, 744 nt
Organism: Saccostrea echinata
Lineage: Eukaryota; Metazoa; Mollusca; Bivalvia; Ostreida; Ostreidae
Exons: 5
Coding region: 49-744 (231 amino acids)
Source: RefSeq, a predicted model, not a curated record
GAAAAGAAUAAAUUAUCUUCAAACGUAGAAUUCAGGUUUUCCUAAAGGAUGAAGGUUUUGAUAUUUUCACUGCUGCUUGCCAUUGAAUCAGUGAGCACUGUGCUUGCACAGAACGAGCAAGACACUUGUGAAAUGCUGACCAGUGGUAUACAACGGUGCUAUGCAAUCAUUGGAAUUAAGCUACCUGCAGAAAACAUCAAAAGUAUUAUGUCUGUCCCAUUAGAAUAUUUGGAAACGUGCGGGAUGAACUUUGAACAAUUUUUUGUCUGUUACGAAAGCAUAAUUCUGAUGUGUCCAAAUUAUCUGGACGCUAAUCCCCUGAUGAUGAGUAAGCGCUCCCUACAAUCAAUGAUGUUUGGAAUGUGUGAAAACAAAGAAAUAUACUUACAAGGUUUGGAAUGUGCUGAAAAGAAAAGUAAUAAAUUUCAUCUUUACAUGCAAAAUUGCUUUGGAUUACGCCAUUUUGGAAAUGCAGUAGAUGCCCAAUCUGCACGAAACUGGACCGGUUUUUGUGGAUCUCUAGACACAGAGUUCAGCUGCGCCGAGACAAUAUUGAAAGCCUUUGAAUGUGGGGAAGAUUUUUUGAGAGUAUCUAUGCAGUUUCUACACUCUAUUCAACCGACUGUUUGUAUGGACAACUCUAUCAAUUGGGAUUGGGUUCGAAGACACGUUGGAAAUGGAGUAUCUACAUUGUAUUUGUCAUUUCUUUUGUUACUCUUGAUAUUGUUUCCCCUGCUUUUUUGA